AUGACUUCCCUGCUACAGGAACCCGAUAUAGGACAAGUAUCAGACUGGUUCGAAGAGCGCCCGAUCAACAAGGCCAAUCGCCAGAAGCUCGCCCAGAUGAUACGCGAUAGAGUUCUCUUCGCCGGCAUCGACUGGGCUAAACUUCCCGGUAGCAUAGAGGUGGGCAGGGAAGUUCGGAUGCUAGAUUACGCAUGUGGACCUGGAUUUCUCAGCAACAUCUUCGGGCCGUACGUGUCUUCAAUCCAUGCAGUCGAUGCGUCUUCUGCCAUGAUUGAGAGGUACAGAAAUAGUAUGAACGAGUUCGGUCCUGGCCGCGAAAAGGUUGCAGCCAUUGUCGGAAACUUGUUGUCGGAGCCACCUGAACCCGCUCUUUUGGCUGAUGAAGAAUAUCAGAAUUUUGAUCUCAUCACAGUCGGGUCAGCUCUGCACCACUUUCCAUCUGCGGAAGAUGCUGUUCGACUUUUGGGUGGGCGGUUGAAGCCUGGUGGGGUGUUGUUCAUCCAGGAUCUGUAUAGCCAUUUGAGCAGCGAAGCUGUUCAGCAGUCAGGCCAAGUCAAACCCCCGCAAUACAAAGAGGGCGACAUGAAAAAGCACAUGGAAAAGGCUGGGCUGGGCGAUUUCAAAUUUGAGAUUUUACAGGAAAAUCUCAAGAUUGAGCUGCCGAGCGAAGAGGGUCAUGACGCAGGACUGCCCGCACCAUCGAAGCCCAGCCCACGAAAGCUCUUUGACCCUUUCACACCUAAACGGACCUACACCCCUACCCACACUGAAGACGCGAUACCACUCGCGAUCGACAGUGAAGCCCGACAGAAGACCCUCGCACCCGCCUCAUUUAUAGCAGACGCGUCUGCCCCGCCUGCUCCAGGGACGCCGCCUCCCCCACAUUAGCAUCCGACGCCGGCCCAAAUCAACGGCGGCGACACCCUCCCAAUAUUCACACAAACACCAGCCGCGAUAGGAAUGGAUUAUAUCUGCCCGAAAAUCAUGGCUUUUUUCUGGUACUCAAAUCUCCCUAAGAUUGCCAAGUUGGGCGAAGCCGUCAGCACCCGUCACCGCGUUUGAACGCGAUACCGGGACUCCGAAUAUUUCUACACGAAUAAAAUUCUACUGGCGAGAAGGGCAAACGUCCAAGAAAGACGUUUGACGCGGAAACGUAGCGACCGUCGCCUUCACAAGUCUUGAUCUGUGACAAAGGGCGUCUGCGCGAUCCG
Messenger RNA from Alternaria alternata, 1211 nucleotides. RefSeq names its product S-adenosyl-L-methionine-dependent methyltransferase. Bases 1 to 888 code for a protein of 295 amino acids. The transcript is spliced from 4 exons. Lineage: Eukaryota; Fungi; Ascomycota; Dothideomycetes; Pleosporales; Pleosporaceae. The record is from RefSeq and is a predicted model, not a curated record.